AAAACCCAGGCCAUGACGACCUCAGCGCUGCGGCGCCAGGUGAAGAAUAUCGUGCACAACUACUCUGAGGCAGAGAUCAAGGUGCGUGAGGCCACCAGCAACGACCCAUGGGGACCACCCAGCUCACUCAUGUCAGAGAUUGCUGACCUGACCUUUAACACGGUGGCCUUGUCCGAGGUCAUGGGCAUGCUAUGGCGGCGGCUCAACGACAGUGGCAAGAAUUGGCGGCACGUGUACAAGGCACUGACGCUGCUGGACUACCUGCUCAAGACGGGCUCCGAGCGCGUGGCCCACCAGUGCCGGGAGAACCUCUACACCAUCCAGACACUCAAGGACUUUCAGUACAUUGACCGUGAUGGAAAGGACCAGGGCGUCAACGUGCGCGAGAAGGUCAAGCAGGUGAUGGCGCUGCUCAAGGAUGAGGAGCGCCUGCGGCAGGAACGCACCCAGGCCCUCAAGACAAAGGAGCGCUUGGCACUGGAGGGCAUGAGUGUCGGCAGUGGGCAGCUGAGCUUCAGCCGCCGCCACGGCGAUGACUACGGCCACUCGCGUGGGUCCCCAUCCUCCUACAACUCCUCCUCCUCAUCCCCCCGCUACACCUCCGACCUGGAGCAGGCCCGGCCCCAGACGUCAGGAGAAGAGGAACUGCAGCUGCAGCUGGCCCUGGCCAUGAGCCGUGAGGAGGCUGAGAAGCCGGUCCCCCCAGCCUCCCACAGGGAUGAGGACCUGCAGCUGCAGCUGGCUCUGCGCCUUAGCCAGCAGGAGCACGAGAAGGAGGUGAGGUCUUGGCGAGGAGAUGACUCCCUCAUGGCCAAUGGUGCAGGGGCUGCAGUCUGCCAUCGGGAGGACCGAGAGCCCCAGAGAGAAGACAGAAAGGAGGAGGAGCAGCUGAAAACCAGCCAGUCCUCCAUCCUGGACUUGGCCGACAUCUUUGUACCUGCCCCGGGCCCACCCUCCACACACUGCUCUGCUGACCCAUGGGACAUCCCAGGUCUCAGGCCAAACACACAGCCCAGCGGCUCCUCCUGGGGGCCUUCUGCAGACCCCUGGUCUCCAGUCCCCUCAGGAAAUGCCCUGUCCCGAAGCCAGCCCUGGGACUUGCUCCCUACUCUCUCCUCCUCUGAGCCCUGGGGCCGGACCCCAGUGCUGCCUGCUAGACCCCCCACCACAGACUCCUGGGCGCUGAACUUCCCCCACCACAAACUCCCCACCACUGGGGCUGACUCUUGGGGGGAUCCUAUGGAGACUUCCAACACACCUGCUCUAGGUGGUACUUCAACCUUCAACCUAUUUGCCAAACUUCCAGAAUCCACAGAGACCAAGGAGAGGCUAGAGGGUGCCCAGGCCCUGCCCUCUGGGAAGCCCAGCAGCCCUGUGGAGCUGGACCUGUUUGGAGACCCCAUCCCUAGUUCCAAGCAAAACGGCUUGAAGGAGCCAGAUGCUUUUGACCUGGAUGUGCUGGGGGAAGCGCUGACCCAGCCUAGCAAGGAAGCCCGCGCCUGCCGGACUCCUGAGUCCUUCCUGGGCCCCUCGGCCUCUUCCUUGGUCAACCUUGACUCGUUGGUCAAGGCACCCCAGGCUGCAAAGACCCAGAACCCCUUCCUGACAGGUCUCAGUGCUCCACCCCCCACCAACCCGUUCGGCGGGGGCGAACCGGGCUGGCCGACCCUGAAGCAGGUGCGCACCGGGUCGCCAGUGCUGGGCCUAGCCGUGGGCGGGCCCGUCGAGGCGCCCCUGGGCUCCAUGACCUACAGCGCCUCCCUGCCCCUCCCGCUCAGCAGCGUGCCGGCCGGCGUGACCCUCCCCGCCUCGGUCAGCGUCUUCCCGAAGGCCGGCGCCUUCUCGCCGCCGCCCGCGAGCCUGCCGCCGCCGCUGCUGCCCACGUCGGCCUCCAGCGGACCGCUGAACCCGCCCCCUCAGGCGGGCACCAACCCUUUCCUUUGAGCGUCGCCCCGCCCCCAGGCGUCCGGCGCAUGCGCGCGAGGUCCCUCGGGCCGCAGCUGCGGCAGGGUCCCCCCCUCCCCGGGGAUGCAGCGCGGCGAGGCUGCAACCCGGCCCAUCACCGCGGGAAGCGGGAACAGGCUGCUACUCGCCCCGGUGCCGUCGCGGAGCCCUGCGAUUGUGCUCGUUCAACACUGAUCGAAGCUUCGGCAGACCACUUGCAGCUCCUGAAGCUAGAGCCUGGCGAUUUCCCAGGGGCUGAGACCACGCCCUCGUAAUAAAGACUGGAACCCCGGUCCUCAGCUCUCACAAAGUGGACUUUUUGUGGGGCGUGGCGGCGGGGUCUGGACCCCCGCGCCAUCAGCGGCUGCGAUGGAAACAACUACUUAGCAAUGUGGGUGCUAAAGUGCUCCCACUUCCUUUACAGCUGCUCUCAACCACCCCCCAUCUCCAUCUCGGCCUGGCAUCUUCUCUUCCAGGUGUUCUUCAGACCCUCAUUUAUUCCGUCAUUUCGUUCAUUUAUCACACACGGGCUCCUGGGACAAUUUAACAGCAAAGAACCAUCGCCAGCAUUUAUUGCGCAUUGGUUAUGUGCUAAGCACUUUAGGCAGAUUAUUUCAUUCAAUCCUUAGGACUGGCUACGAGGCUACAUAAUUUGUGGAGCCCCAGUGAAAAGUGAAAAUGUGGGGCUCCUUGUUCAAAAAUGAGCACGGAUAUCAAAAUGGCGUCUGCAGAGCAGGAAACCAAGCGUUGGGUCCUCCCAAGCGUGGGGACUGCGUGAUUGUCCAGGUCUCUCACCCAUGUGGCCGUCCUGAAACCAUUUUACAGUUGAGGAAGCCUAGGCCCAGAGAGGUUAAGUGGUAUGUCAAAAGUCACAAAGCUAGCAGAGCAAGGCCGGGAUUCAGAGUCAGACAGUCUGGCUCCGCAGUCCGCAGCAACCUAGGCUGGGCCCCAGAAUUAAUUCAGCACAUAUUGACUGGCUGCUGGGGACAAAAUGCUGGGCUGGCCUGGGAGGGAUCCAAGAGUUGCUAAAUUCAUGCCCUCCGGGAGCUCCUAGAGCA
Molecule: messenger RNA, 3002 nt
Organism: Loxodonta africana (African savanna elephant)
Lineage: Eukaryota; Metazoa; Chordata; Mammalia; Proboscidea; Elephantidae
Gene: EPN3
Product: epsin 3
Exons: 9
Coding region: 13-1944 (643 amino acids)
Biological process (GO): endocytosis
Cellular component (GO): plasma membrane; clathrin vesicle coat; endosome
Molecular function (GO): phospholipid binding; clathrin binding
Source: RefSeq, a predicted model, not a curated record